AUGAGGCUGAUAUCUCUGACAUCCAGCGUCAGGAGAGUCAUGGAGCAUGCCCGCCUCAACAGGGUGACGACGACCCUCGAGAAGCAGGAUGCCUUUGGCACCCACACCAUCGGCUUCCGCAGAGGACUAUCAACGCAGAAUGCUAUGCGGCAGAUCAAGGGACAAGUCGUUAACGCACCAAGCCAACGCUCGUGCACCCUGCUCGGAUUAGACCUCAAAAGCACUUUCAACAUAGAGAAACACGCUGCCAUUUUCGACAAGAUCAACCAAUUAGAUCUUGGUUCGAAGUUUUACCGGUACGUCAACAGCUUAAUUCCCGAACGGACGUAA
Messenger RNA from Rhipicephalus microplus (southern cattle tick), 330 nucleotides. RefSeq lists its product as uncharacterized. The record is from RefSeq and is a predicted model, not a curated record. Lineage: Eukaryota; Metazoa; Arthropoda; Arachnida; Ixodida; Ixodidae.